GCAAAGUUUUUCCGAACUAGUUCAUUGAAACGAGCCGUUCAAAAGAACCGAUACGAGAAAAUGAUUCGGACUUCCCAUUACUACUGUUCAGACCAUUCAGACUAAUCCUCUUUCGUCACGCGCUGAACGGAAGUGACGUACAUAGCCAGAAGCGUGACCAAGGCUGGCGUAAAUAUACAAGGAAGUGGACAUUCACUGUCAAGGCUAAAAUAACAUUCAUAAAGGAGACAUUUAAUUGUCUGACGGUUUCUUAUCACUAAAUAAGUACCGGGAGGGUAUAGUCAUCUCGGACUUACCCAAAAGCCCGUGAGUAUCGGUUAGAAUAGACGUGGAGCUCGAGUCCAGCAAUGAACACGGACGUAGAAUUUCACAUCAGGCAGAAUUACCCGUGGAACAAACUCCCAGCCAAUGUCAAACAGAGUCUGGGAAACUCGCAGCGUGAAUAUGAAAAGCAGGUUCUUCUGUACAGUAUCCGAAACCAGCUUCGCUUCCGCAAUAACCUAGUCAGGCAUGUGAAGAAGGACGAACGCAAGUAUUAUGAAGAGCUGUUGAAAUACAGCCGGGAGCAUCUGAUGCUCUACCCCUACCACCUGUCUGACAUCAUGGUCAAGGGUCUGCGGGUCACACCCUUCUCCUACUACAUCAGCAUCAUGGAGGACAUCAUGAACAGUGAGAAGAGUUAUGAUUCCCUGCCCAACUUCACUGCUGCUGACUGUCUGAGGCUGCUUGGGAUUGGCAGGAACCAGUACAUUGACCUAAUGAACCAAUGCAGAUCUUCCAAAAAAUUCUUCCGGAGGAAAACGGCUCGGGAUCUCCUGCCAGCAAAACCUGUGGAGAUCACAGUGGAGCCCUGGUGGGUGGUACAGACCGGAUAUAUCACCGAGGAUGACAUCAGGGCCUGCUCUGUGUCGGAGAAGAGCGCCAUUGAUAAGAUGAUAGAUUCUGGACCUCAGCUGGCUGGAUCGAUGGAGUUCAACGUGGUUCUGAGUUUGUACAACCGGGGUUAUAUAUAUCUUGAUGUGCCCAUAUCAGAUGACAGCUGUAUAUCAGUGCCGCCGCUUGAGGGGUUUGUCAUGAACAGAGUCCAGGGUGAUUAUUUCGAAACGCUACUCUACAAAAUCUUUGUGUCCAUCGAUGAGCAGACUAAUGUGUCGGAGCUGGCUAAUGUACUGGAGAUUGACUUGGGCCUGGUGAAGAAUGCGGUGUCCAUGUAUUGUCGCCUGGGGUUCGCUAUCAAAAAGGGUCAGGUGAUCAGCCCGGACCAGAUGCACCCCUCGUGGAAGAGUGCCCCUUCGGUCAAUAGACUCAAAGGCACUAUGGACCCUCAGAAGAUGCUGCUGUCAUGGGAGGGUGGCAGUCCAGUGAUGGAGGCAGGUUCCUCAGCCACUGAUACAGACACCACCAGCCUGGAGGACCAGGACACCGCAAGUGUGAGCAGUCUAAGUAUCCCAGCCGCCCCGACCAAGAGGAUCGCCUUCCUGUUUGACUCCACCCUCACUGCCUUCCUCAUGAUGGGCAAUCUGUCCCCUAACUUGAAGAGCCACGCCGUGACGAUGUUUGAGGUUGGGAAGUUGUCUGAUGAGACCCUGGACAGUUUUCUCAUGGAACUGGAGAAGGUUGAGAGCACUGCUGAAGGAGAGGCUCAGAGAUAUUUUGACCAUGCGCUGACCCUCAGGAACACAAUACUCUUUCUGCGCUACAACAAAGAUCUCACGCCUGAUCAGGGCCCUGAUGUACCAAAUAUAGGCCUGCCUCUGGACCUCCUCCGCUGUGAAAGCCUGCUGGGAUUGGACCCUGCCACCUGCAGCCGUGUGUUGAACAAGAACUACAAACUGCUAGUUUCCAUGGCGCCACUCAGCAACGAGAUCCGGCCAAUCAGCAGCUGCACACCUCAGCACAUUGGUCCAGCCAUUCCUGAGGUCAGCUCCAUCUGGUUCAAACUAUACCUGUACUCGGUCACUGGUCAAGGCCCUCCUUCUCUACUGCUGUCCAAGGGCUCCAGGCUCCGGAAGCUGCCAGAAAUCUUCCAGGCCUAUGACCGACUGCUUAUUACAUCAUGGGGUCAUGACCCCGGGGUUGCCCCGACAUCCAACGUCCUAACGAUGUUGAAUGAUGCCCUCACCCACUCUGCUGUGCUCAUUCAGGGUCAUGGAAUGCAUGGACAUGGUGAGACUGUCUAUGUCCCCUUCCCAUUUGAUGACGAAGACCUUAAAGCAGAGUUCUCAUAUUCCAAUAUGUGUGCGCACAAAGCCCUUAAGAUCCUGCGGGACAAAGUGGAUCUGGAGCACCAGUGUGGCUACAUCACCAUGCUGAACCACAACAACAGACAUCGCAGACGACCCAGUGACCCCGACGGAGACCCUGAGCUUGGCAGAGUGCUUGAUCCCAACGGAAGCAAUGAAUCUUUUGAGCUGGUUACGGAGGAGAAUAACGGAGACGGCAGCAAGAAACCGGGAACAGAAGGGUCGUCCAAUGAGGAUGAAUGGGUUCCUCUGGAGCUUUGCUUCGGGAUGCCUCUUUUUAGCUCCGAGUUAAACCACAAAGUGUGUGAGAGGAUCGUCUCCCACAAACUCUGCAGCAAAGACAGUCUUCAAGAGUUACUACAUUCCAGUCGAAAACUGUCAUUAAAACUUCUCAGCUUUGUUCAUUCAUUCCAGGAUGGAAAACAGCCCGCGGACCCUGACAGCGGGGUCUGGGGUCCCCUGAGUCAGCCCCCAGCAGAGUCUGGCGUCCCCCUACCUGCGAUCAACCUGUUCUUCAAGGACGGCGAGCUGAAGGAAUGGAGCGGCCGAGCGCCGCCCUCCCUGCAUAUCUGUGCCCCACAGAAGAUCAGCCCACUUAAAACACCUCCCUCAAAAUAACCCUGUUCAGAUCCACACCAUACUCCACUCACUUCUGAUCACUUCUGUCACGAGUAACCAUGUUACCUGUGGCACUCAAUCACACACAGCCAUCAAGUGCUCCUGCCGCCUCCCGUCACGUUUGGAUGCGAGCGUCCAGAGUAACUCUAAAAGUCCUGAUGGGUUCAAUCACACGUCCCAUUCACCCAACUACAACAUAGAAAAUCUAUUUACAAAUUAUCCUAUAUUGACCUUUUAAUGUGUAUAUAGACUUUGCUUGGAUCCUGGAGAUGGAUGACGUUGCCCUACUCGUAUGAUCAUGUUUUGUGACUUAUGCAUGAUAUCACUGCACAGAAUCUCAAAAACUACUUGACUGAAUCAGCAGGGUUUGAAAACAUGAAGUUGAGGUUUACGUUUUGCACAAAGCCUGUGGAUGACAUUCAGGUUUAUUCUUUUUUUGGGGGGAAAUCGAGACCUUUGUUGGAACUUGAUUACAGUUUAUUCGGUUAAGUCGUAUUCCAGCUGGAAAACUUGUCUGUCUCAAUUCUGCUUAGCAGAGGAGUGUUUCUGCUUCACUGAGACCAAAGACCAACUUUUUUUAUGUUGAUUUUUACCAUUAUUUUAUUUUUUUGGCUGCCUUGUUUGCUUUGUGCCCAUUAGACUACUUUAUCACCGAAUGCGUUUAUUCCAAUAGGCCAGAUUGAACAUUUUUCCACUUGAACAAACUAUCUACUUUAGUCCCCAAACCUUCAAGCAGUGACAGCAAGGUCAUCAGUUAUCCAUCAGGACCUAGAUGUGUUGAAUAUCAGUAUAAGUUUAGAGUUUAUUGUGCGAAGAUGCAGUAAUACAGCAUUAAAAUCCCCCUCAGUGGCCUGACUUUUUCCCUUCCGCCUUUACUGAGGGUGCUGCCAGUGUUUUCCCAAUCAAACCUAUGGUAGUGGUGUAUGAAGACCGAUUAGAGAUCUUGGUGCUGCAUGAUGAGUGUGUAGAGUCGUUGUGUGUAUUGUGCGCUGUUCUUUAUUUCCCCUUUCCAUUCCUUUCGAUACGACCCAAAACAACACCAGCUCCGUGCCCGACCCAGUCACAGUGUUAGAGAAAUAAAAUAACCGAUAGUUUUAUAAAGUCACCCUGCAUUUUAAGAACUGUCUGUUGUUAGUGUACUUGAUGGGACUGUGAACAUGCUCUUGUAAUUAAAUGGGUACAGAAGUUACGUUUUCCCCACACGCAAUUCCAUUCACCAAAAUAUAUGUCAUAACAAAUGAAUAUGUAAAAACUAUAUGAAAGUACUAAUAAAUAUGUUACAGAAACACCCAUUACCAGUGUUAGCAUGCAGUUUGUCAUUUAAAAAACUGUUAACUUCAGAUUGUUGAAGCUUGGCUUUAGACAGGAUGGGUCCCCGAUGACUAAUUACUAUAGCAACACAAAUUCAGGGUGUCACCAGGGGGCAGUGAGGCCCUGAAAUGGGGCAUGGCAUCAUAGGAAUAGCACAAGCCAGAAGAA
Carassius gibelio (silver crucian carp) is the source of this 4340-nucleotide messenger RNA. RefSeq names its product protein FAM91A1. Gene Ontology annotation, cellular component: cytoplasmic vesicle; trans-Golgi network. The record is from RefSeq and is a predicted model, not a curated record. Bases 348 to 2861 code for a protein of 837 amino acids. The transcript is spliced from 24 exons. Gene Ontology annotation, biological process: intracellular protein transport. Lineage: Eukaryota; Metazoa; Chordata; Actinopteri; Cypriniformes; Cyprinidae.